UCCUCCUCUCACUUCUUUCAGACUCUGCGCGGAGCCGCACGCGCUGUCGGGAGGAUUUUAAUGAUUCACUUUAAUAGAAAUUAAUUAAAGUUUAAUUAAAACUUAAUUCAACUUCAGACUUUCUCAGUGAAACUUUCUCCUCGUACCUUCAAUCUUUUGUUUUCUGUCCGAACUGAAACCGGGACCCAAGGAUCCGGAUCAGAACCAUCCAGAGGACCAGGACCAGGACCAGGACCAGGAGCGGCAGUAUGUCCCGGGCGGAGGAGCGGGACGAGGCGGACUGUGUUUGCUCCGUUGGGAUGAAGCUGACCUGGGACAUCAACGACCCCAAACUACCGCAGGACAUGAAGCAGUCCGACCCAUUCCAGGAGUGGACAGACGGUUAUGUUCGCUACAUCUACAGCGCUGAAGAUAAGAACGCUCAGAGACACCUGUCCGGCUGGGCCAUGAGGAACACCAACAACCACAACUGUCAGAUCCUGAAGAAGUCGUGUUUGGGCGUCGUGGUCUGUUCUCGAGGCUGCACCCUGCCGGACGGGUCUAGACUGCAGCUACGUCCCGCCAUCUGCGACAAGGCCCGGCAGAAACAGCAGAAGAAAUUGUGUCCAAGCUGCAACGCCGCUCUGGAGCUGCUGCCCUGCCGCGGCCACAGCGGUUACCCCGUCACCAACUUCUGGAGGGUCGAUGGGAAGGCCAUCUUCUUCCAGGCUAAAGGGGUCCAUGACCAUCCCAGACCAGAAUCCAAAUCAGAGACUGAAGCCAGAAGAAGUUCAGUGAAGAGACGAGUCAGCUCACCUCCGUUUACACCUAAGAGACGACUCCUGGAACCGCAGACUCUUGGUCCCGCCCUCCUCUCCUGUGUCGAACCAGCAGACAGAAUCUCCUUCAUGGAGCCGAACUUCCCACAGCAUUACCCAGCAUUCCAGAGCCCGGAAGCCUACUACAACCCCCACAAUGCACUGGGAGAGGCCCCGCCCACACUGCAGAAACCAGCCAAUCCCAGGCUGUACAUGAGCCGACCCAGCUAUGAGUUCCAAGGAUACCUGACCUCAUCUUCAUACCCUGUGACCUCCGACCUAUGCGACCCCAGGGUGGCUCCGGUCCUCGGCUCCUCCUCCUCCUCGUCUUCAUCGGCAGCUCCUCUGUCCUCCUCCUCCUCCUUCGACCCGCAGACGAAGCCGCCGGCUGGUUGGAAGGAACUGCUGAAGAGCUCCACCCCCUACAGCGACAAUCACCACUACUACAGCGCCGAGUACCCCUGCCGUUACCCCAGCAACCCCCCGGGGUCCCCGGCCGCACUGCAGACCAUCAUCACCACGACAACCAAGGUGUCCUACCAGCCCUGCCCGAAGCCUCCUGCAGCUCUGCCUUCCUAUCAGUCGUGUCCCAAACCUCCGAGUGGCCUCCCGUCCUACCAGCCCUGUGCUCCCCCCAAACAGUCAGGCCUCCCCGGCUGCUCCUCCCUGCUGGAAGAUGCCUCCCCAUCCUCAUACUCCACCGAGGUGAAGGUGACGGACGAGUCGGGCGGAGUCAUCAAGUCCUUGUCAUUUCAGCCUGAACCUCUGCAGACCAAAACAGAGCGAGCUGACGGCUACGACUACCGCUACGCUUACCCCAACACCUAUCGCUAUGACGACUACUGACAGAGCACCGCCGUUACCAUGACUACUGACACUGUAACCACACUGACUGUUCUGUAUCUGGCACACCUGCGACCUUUAAGACCAAAUUAUAAAAAUUUUCUGGAGAAAACCAGCUUUCAUCAAUUAUUCAGCCUUCUUCAGUUAAGGAUGUCUGAAACCAAAGCAGCUCCUCUUUCAGUGUCUCCUGAGCUUUCAGCCACACCUCAUGGCCUUCCUCAGAGUUCAUCUGAAGUCUGCAGCAUUUCUCUCUUGAAUGAUUCAUUUUUUGUUACCUUUCUGAUAUUUAUAGCUGGUAAAUUUCAAUGUUUUCUGAAGUCAGUCAAAGGACUUCAUGCAAGAGGUUUGAGAGAAAUGCUGAUUCUGAAGUGCUUCUGUUAGCGUAGCAUCACAUCACCUAGCAUUAUGUUAGCCUCAGAUUAGCAUCAUGUUAGCAUCAUAUUAGCAUACUGUUAGAACACAUUGCAAACAUGUUAGCAUCAUGUUAGCAUCACAUUUGCAUCAUGUUAGAUCAUGCUAGCAUAGGGUUAGCAUCACAUUAGCAUCAUGUUAGCCUCAUAUUAACAUGUUAGUGUCAUGUUAGCAUAAUGCUAGCAACAUGCUAGCUUCAUGUUAGUAUCACAAUGGCAACAUGUUAGCAUCAUGCUAGCAUCAAAUUAGCAUGAUGUUAGCAUAAUGUUAGCAACAUGUUACCAUUAUUAUUAUUAUUAUUAUUAUUAUUAUUAUUAUUAUUAUUAUUAGUUUAUUUAAAAGGGGACCAUAUACAGUAUUAAACAUAAACGUUUCCAUUUGAUGUAUUGCACCAGAGUUAGCUUUAAGCUCAUUUCCAUCUGCAGUCCCUUGGCAGGUCACAAUAAAAACAUCACAACAUUAAAAUGUUACAAAAAAGUACAUGACACAGUGAAGCAAAACAUUAUACAGACACACACUCUUUAAAGCACACGCGUACACACACUCACACAAAUACCAAUUAAAAAGACAUUAGUGGUUGCUGUUGCAUGUUAAGAACAUGCUAGCUUCAUGGUAGCAUCACAUUUGCAUCAUGUUAGCCUCAUAUUAACAUCAUGUUAGUGUCAUGUUAGCAUUGUAUUAGCAUAAUGUAAGAACAAGUUACAAACAUGUUAGCUUCAUGUUAGCAUCACAUUUGCAUCAUGUUAGCAUAUGGUUAGCAUCACAUUAGCUUCAUGCUAGCAUCAUAUUAGCAUCAUGUUAGGGUCAUGUUAGCAUGACGUUAGCUUCACAUCACCAUGAUGUUACCAUGAUGUCAUUAUCACAUUAGCAUCAUAUUAGCAUGAUGUUAGCAUUGGUGUCCUGUGGUGUCUACCUGUCUGCAGGCAGUAAACUGUGGAGGCUGUGAGGCGUUGCUGAAAGGAAGUUGUAUUCUGUGUUGAGAACUUUUUCUAAAUCCGUCGUAUGAAGCUUCAGAAUGUGUCCAGAGUUUUAUUUGUUGGCGAGAAGCCUGAUGAAGAUAUUUAAUUCUGGAGCUUCUCCAAAGAUCACGUCUGGAUUAUUUAUUGGAUCAGAACCAGAAGAAGUCAUUAAAGCAGCAGAUUCCUGUUUCCUGUUUCUGUCUAAACUGAAUAAACAUCUUUUUCCUUCCA
Amphiprion ocellaris (clown anemonefish) is the source of this 3241-nucleotide messenger RNA. It is a transcript of the gene gcm2, whose product is annotated as glial cells missing transcription factor 2. Gene Ontology annotation, cellular component: nucleus. Gene Ontology annotation, biological process: gliogenesis; regulation of transcription by RNA polymerase II. Gene Ontology annotation, molecular function: DNA-binding transcription activator activity, RNA polymerase II-specific; RNA polymerase II cis-regulatory region sequence-specific DNA binding. Lineage: Eukaryota; Metazoa; Chordata; Actinopteri; Pomacentridae. The record is from RefSeq and is a predicted model, not a curated record. The transcript is spliced from 8 exons. The coding region runs from base 249 to 1643 and encodes 464 amino acids.